AUGAGUGUUACUCACGAUGUGAAGGGGCUAAAGGAAGAUGACAACAAUUUUGAUCCAAUUGAUUCGGACGUGGACUCAUCAUCAGAUAUAAGUGGCUAUUUUGUUUUAAACACGCAAAGUAGCUUAGAUAGCCCUAACAUUUCCAGUAGCGACAUCACUCAUUUUUUACUCAAUACUGACGAUAAAGCUAUAAUCAGUGAUGCAGAUAGUUAUUGCUUAGUGGAUGACAGCACCCUCACCGAUGUAGACCAAGAUACGCAAUGCAGUCAAAUCGAAGCUUCCUUAAAUUCUGAUAAUAAAUCUGAGAAAAAUGAGUCUACGAUUAUUGCUCAGGCAGACGAGGCUGUAGAAUUAACUACCGAUAAUGAUACAACAUCAGUUAACCAGAUUGUACCGGAUGUGAUGGAGGCAGAUUCUAACUUUUUGUCUGAAAGCGAAAUGACGGAACCGAGUGGCAUUAUUCCUAACAAGUCUGCCCUAAUUGAAUCAAUCAAUCAAAAUAAAAAAGUCGUUACUAUUGGGUGCAAGAAAGAGUUACUAGCACCUUCAAGCUACACCAUUAUUGCUGUGAUUGUCUGCUUGAUUAGCAUGAUGAUUAUGUUUCCUAUGUUUCAAGGAUCUUCUAAGCAUAUUAUUGCCAAUGAGAUGUCAUUAAAAUGCGAAAACGACACCCACAACGUGGAAAAACCGAGCGAUAUUUGUGUUACUAAUGAGGUAUUCUUACAAAAACAUUUUUCUGUGUUAAUCUAUAAUAUAAAUGAAUACGUGGAAUGUCUAAGGCAUGAAGUUGGCAAUGACCCAUUAAACAAGUGCAACGCACUAUUGCAAAAAUUUGCAGACACAAAUUAUUACAAUAAGACUAAAUACAACCUUGCCACUCAAAAGUGGAUUGCUUCCAUAGAGAAUGAAUUAUCUAAACUAACUAAAGGAGUAAACAAACUACUUAUUCAGGCUAAAGUUGAAAGAAAAUGUGCUGAUAAGACUUGGCUAGAAUGGAUAACUGGAACAAGCAAGAAUUUUAUGAGUUGGGUAACAGGUACAAAGGAAAACAACAAAAAUGGAAUCAAAAAUAACACAGAACCUAAUAACAACAGCUGGUUGCGGAGAACUGGAUCCGCUACAAAGACCUGGUUAACAUGGAUAUCUGAAAAGAGUAAGAAUAUUAUAAACUGGCGUGGACCACUAGGUGCAUCUAGUAGUCCAUCUAGCUAUAAAGAGACAAUUCAAAAAGAUAGCCAAUUAUCGAAGCAUUCCACCCCUGAAAAUAGACCUGCUGAUAAAAGUGAAAGGAAGAUCGAUGCAGAUAAGAUACAUAAGAAGGACGAAUCAUCUAGGGAUUUUUUAGCUGAAAAUAAACACACUUCUCAAUCCUGGUUGACAUGGAUAUCCAAAAAAAGCAAGAAAGCGACAAGCUGGGUAAUGGGUAGAAAGAAGGGAAUGGGGUAUGCCGAUAAGUUUAGGUUGAGUUGGCUAAUGGGAAAGAGUAAAGAUACUACAAAUAUAUUAACAGAUGAAAAGAAAACUGAAUUAACAGAUGAAAAGAAAACUAAAUUAACAGAUGAAAAGAAAACUAAUAAAAACAAUAUUCAAGAGAAAUCAGAGCCAAAAUCGCCUAAAACUUCAUUUCCUGCAAAUGGACAUACUGACGAAGCUCGGCUAGCACAGAUACUUGAGAAGAAGUGGGUAGUAGAUGAAAAGACGGACAAGAAUGGUGCGGCUCAAAAGAGCUCAACGUUAUCCAACCAUUGGUUUCCCAGGAAUUCACUGUGGUUAAGAAACAUGGGAAUAUAUUAUAAUCGACAAAUGAAGAAAGCAUAUUCUUCUAUUAAUCGGAUCUUCAAUAAGGCCAAAGAAGGCAGCAAAAAAAUAUUUCGACGCGGCUGA
Messenger RNA from Trichoplax adhaerens, 1884 nucleotides. RefSeq lists its product as uncharacterized. The transcript is spliced from 2 exons. The coding region runs from base 1 to 1884 and encodes 627 amino acids. The record is from RefSeq and is a predicted model, not a curated record. Lineage: Eukaryota; Metazoa; Placozoa; Uniplacotomia; Trichoplacea; Trichoplacidae.